Dendrobium catenatum is the source of this 1552-nucleotide messenger RNA. RefSeq names its product methyltransferase N6AMT1. The record is from RefSeq and is a predicted model, not a curated record. Bases 518 to 1333 code for a protein of 271 amino acids. The transcript has 4 exons. NCBI's taxonomy places the organism in Eukaryota, Viridiplantae, Streptophyta, Magnoliopsida, Asparagales, Orchidaceae. Gene Ontology annotation, biological process: methylation. Gene Ontology annotation, molecular function: S-adenosylmethionine-dependent methyltransferase activity; protein methyltransferase activity; nucleic acid binding. Gene Ontology annotation, cellular component: eRF1 methyltransferase complex.
CAGGAUUUGCUUGUCCUCUUCUCCAUCUGUUCGACUUCACAGGCUUUGCGCGGAGAGAGUUUUGAACGACUCGCUAAAAACUUCUUCGCCUCUUUCGAUGCUGUCGGAUCGGAAAUCUCGGCAGCUCGCUGUUCUUCUGUUGGAUCGGAAGUAACCACCACGACGGAGGGUUCUCCAUCUUCACGAAGGUGGUAUUAUGCCGAGUCUAAAUCUUGAACGCUAAAAAUCUUGCUCAAAUCCUGCUUAAGUCCUGUUGCCAAACAGUCCCUGAGUGGGACGGCCGGUUGAGUCGGAUCUCACAGCCUCCGGGCUUAGGGUUUAGAGAUCGUAAGGAGCUGCUGGCGAAGAAGAGUAUCUUGUCACUCUCUUCAUUUCAAGGUACUUCUUCAUUAGAGUUUCUUAAUUUGUGGAGAAGCAAAGAGAGGCAGAGAGGCGACCAGCUCUUUUUACUCGUCGCUUCCCACCUUUUCUGGAUGAAGUGGUCAUCUGCAAAGGUAUUCUAUGUUCGUGAGUUGUAAUGGACCACAGUUUUGAUGCGAAUUCCUUGAAUCCAGACAUGAUAGACAAGAAGAGAAGUAACAAGUUGGCUUCAUCGAAGAUGCUUUCCAAUAUUGCUCAAAUCCGGCUAGUUAGUAAUCACCCAGAGGUCUAUGAACCAUGCGAUGACUCCUUUGCACUGGUUGAUGCUCUCCUAGCUGAUCGAACAAACCUUCUAAAUAUGCAACCAAGGUUUUGCAUGGAAGUGGGAUGCGGCAGUGGCUAUGUAAUUGCAUCUCUAGCCAUUAUGCUUCAUCAAGGAUGCUCUGCGGCACAGUAUUUUGCCACUGACAUCAAUCCUCAUGCCGCCGAGACCACCGCAGCGACACUCGAAGCUCACGGCGUCCAUGCCGAGAUCAUCUGCACCGACCUUGCUUUAGGCCUGGGAAAACGCCUUGCAGGAAUGGUGGAUGUUAUCGUCGUCAAUCCGCCUUACGUGCCGACGCCGGACGACGAAGUUGGUUGCGAAGGGAUUACUUCCUCUUGGGCAGGAGGCGAGAAUGGCCGGAAAGUGAUCGAUAGGAUCCUCCCUGUAGUGCACAACUUGUUGUCAGAAAAGGGAUGGCUUUAUAUGGUUACUCUCACUGCCAACAAUCCUUCACAAAUAUGCUCAAUGAUGAGAGAAAUGGGCUAUGCAUCUCGUAUUGUAGUUCAGAGGUCAACUGAGGAAGAAAGUCUUCAUAUUAUAAAGUUUUGGAGAGAACAUACAGAGAAGGGUUCACGGUCUUCUUGGCUCUCGCAGUUUCCAUUGUUGUCUUUCUGGAGAAGCAGUGGAGCUAAGGAAAGUGGGAUCUGAAGCCUGAAGACUUAAACGUGGUAAGGUUUCUAUAGAUUUUUGGCCUUUCUUCCUUUUGAACCAAUUAAAUAGCCGAUAAGAACAUUUUGGGUCUAUAAUGGUGGUGUUAUAUAGAUAUACUUCACAUACUGUUUACUUUGAUGAACAGAUCUACUUCACACACUUUUGUAUACUUUGAUCUUUUUAAUGAUGAAAUUUAAGAUUUACGCAUUUCUUCUC